This is a messenger RNA of Hypanus sabinus (Atlantic stingray), 1557 nucleotides long. RefSeq names its product probable G-protein coupled receptor 75. Lineage: Eukaryota; Metazoa; Chordata; Chondrichthyes; Myliobatiformes; Dasyatidae. The transcript has a single exon. The record is from RefSeq and is a predicted model, not a curated record. The coding region runs from base 1 to 1557 and encodes 518 amino acids. Gene Ontology annotation, molecular function: C-C chemokine receptor activity. Gene Ontology annotation, cellular component: membrane. Gene Ontology annotation, biological process: G protein-coupled receptor signaling pathway.
AUGAAUGCAAGCCUGGAGUGCAUCUUUCCUGUGCUCACUAACUGCUCUCCGGGCAAGAACCACACGGAAGUGAAGACAGCUAUCCACAGAGCUACGCUGGCCACGUGCAUCCUUCUGCUGAUCCUGGUGUUCUGCCUGGGCUCCUAUGGGAACCUCAUUGUCUUCUCGUCCUUUUUCAACCCAGCCUACAGGAAGUUUAGGACGCAUUUUGAUUUCAUGAUCCUGAACCUGUCGUUCUGCGACCUUUUCAUCUGCCUUGUGACCGCCCCCAUGUUUGGCUUUGUGAUGUUUUCCAACAAUGGGAGUAGCAUGUCGGACACUUUCUGCUUCACCUUCCACCUCACCAGUACGGGAUUUGUUAUCAUGUCGCUGAAAACGGUGGCUGUUAUAGCCGUUCAUCGUCUGCGCAUGGUGUUGGGACAACAAACAAACCAUUCUUCCUCCUUUCUCUGCAGACUCCUUUUUACUGUCAUACUGUGGACCAUCAGCUUCACCUUGGCCACCUUAUCGGCCAUGACGAGGUACCACAGUUCCAAGAUCUGCAUCCCCCUGCUUGGGCUGAUCAACGAAGAUGGCAAAGCCAUUUUGUACACCUACGUGGUCGACUUCACGCUUUGCAUGGGCAUUGUUGCAAUUUCUUAUGCAAUGAUCGCCCAGACUCUGCACAAGAACGCACAGGUACACCGGUGCCCCAUAAUUACUGUGGUGGACCCCAAAAACCCUGACAGUUUUGUCCCUCCUGAAGGACCAGGGCCCUCUUUAUACAGGAAACAGAAAUCCAACAAAGCCCCACACGUGCAGAUACACCUGCACGCCCAUGACCAAAGUAAAAAUGCUGCAGCAUCCAAUAAAAAGCUAGAACAAACUGUGAACCUAUCAGCUGUCAAAGAUUCCAAAGCAGUCGUGACUUGUAUCAUGAUACUACUAUCGGUGGUCUGCUGUCUGCCACUGGGUAUUGCAUUGGUGCAUGACGUCCUUUCUUCCGAAAAUAGUUUUAUCAUCUAUCAGUUUGAGCUCUGUGGGUUAACCUUGGUAUUUUUUAGGUCAGGCCUCAACCCGUUUAUCUAUUCUCGUAACAACUCGGGCCUCCGCAAGAAGGUGGCUUGGUGCACACACCUCGUGACGCUGCUGCUGUGCUGCAAGCAGAAAACGAGGUUGAAAGCGGUGGGAGAUGGCAGCCUGGUUGCAAAUAGGAACAAGUCUUCUCACCACGAUACCAACUCAGCAUACAUCCUCUCUCCCAAGCCGCAGAGAAAGCUAGUCGAUCAGGCCUGUGGUCCGAGUAACUCAAAGGACGCCUUUGCCUCGGUAGACCCCCAGCAAAAAGCACAAAGCUCCUCCACACCCAUUAACACUAGGAUAGAGCCUUAUUACAGCAUCUACAACACCAGUGCCCUUCAGGAGAACAGCACUCCUUCAAGCCUGCAGCCCAAGAGACAUGCCUUAGGGUCAGCUCAAUCCUAUACUGGAGUGUACUACCACAUCUCAAAAACAUCAGAUUUCAUGCAGGACUAUGACAGCAACUCUGCCAAACACAUUCCCAUUCCAUCUGUCUAA